AUGUCGCAAACAAUCAGUCAUGCAGCCGCCAGUUCUUACAGCCAGUCAGGCUUCUCGAAUCGUAUGGGAUGGGGAAGCCGGCCGGCCAUUAUCUUGAUUGAUGUAUGCAAGGCAUAUUUCACGGAAACUUCGCCGCUUUCUCUCCUCGCAAACCCAGCCGGUGCUUCGUCACCAGAAUCAAUGCGAAAAGUACUCGCAGCAGCACGCUCAGGCGGAGUACCUGUGGUCUGGACCAAGGUAGAGUAUUCCAGGACCGACAUGUCGGAUGCCGGACUGUUUUGGCAAAAAGCAAAAGUCCUGAAUGUCUGGCUGCAAGGGGAUUCGAGAGGCUUAGCAGAAUGCGUACCCGGACUAGAGCCACAGCCGGACGACGUCGUUGUGGUCAAGAAGUAUCCCUCCGCAUUCUUUGGGACUUCCCUGGCCUCGGAACUACAGUGCUUGAAUGUCGAUACGCUGGUGAUCUGUGGCGUGAGCACAUCUGGAUGCGUAAGAGCGACUACUUUGGAUGCCAUGCAGUACGGCUUCAGACCUAUGGUGGUGGGAAGUGCAUGCGGUGAUCGGACCCCUGAGAUUCAUAACUCCAAUUUGUUUGACUUGGAUGCCAAAUAUGCAGAUGUAGUGGAGGAAGCCGAAGCUGUAGCAAAACUAAAAGCUGGAUGGCCUUGA
Messenger RNA from Exophiala viscosa, 666 nucleotides. Its product is annotated as putative N-carbamoylsarcosine amidase. The coding region runs from base 1 to 666 and encodes 221 amino acids. The transcript has 3 exons. The record is from RefSeq and is a predicted model, not a curated record. NCBI's taxonomy places the organism in Eukaryota, Fungi, Ascomycota, Eurotiomycetes, Chaetothyriales, Herpotrichiellaceae.